Maudiozyma saulgeensis is the source of this 1677-nucleotide messenger RNA. NCBI's taxonomy places the organism in Eukaryota, Fungi, Ascomycota, Saccharomycetes, Saccharomycetales, Saccharomycetaceae. The record is from the annotation of a GenBank genome assembly.
AUGUCUGAACAUAUGGCUGUACCUACUGCAAUUCCGAUUCCUAGCGCGAUGAUUUCUACUUCAUCUGCUGCUUGGUUCUAUCUUCAACAAGGUUUAUCUAGAUUACCUGGAGGUCAUCAUGUAAUUAGCUAUAUCGAAAAGGCUACUCAGGAUGAUCCUUAUAGAACAGCUGUCGAAGCAAGUUUGAUCUUAUAUGGUAUUUACUACUAUCUAUCAAAGCCUCAACAAAAGAAAGGUUUGCAAUCAAAUAGACCAAAUUUAACAAAACAAGAAAUCGAUUCUUUGAUUGAUGAAUGGGAACCUGAACCAUUAGUAGUUCCUCCUGUUAAUGAUAAAGAAACCGCUGAAAGGUAUUGGCGUUUAGCUAAAAUUCCUAUUGUUGAAAAUCAUGGUAUUAGCAAAUAUAUUGAUUUUACUAGAGAUAAUAAAAAAGAAUCCUUUGAAAAUGUUUUCAAUUUAUCAUCAAAUAAUUUUUUAGCUUUAAGUGAAACCCCUGAAGUAUUAGAAGUUGCAAAAGAAACUAUUAGAGUUUAUGGUGUCGGUGCAUGUGGUCCUGCAGGGUUUUACGGUAAUCAAGAUGUCCAUUAUAAUUUAGAAUAUACUUUAGCUGAAUUUUUUGGUACUGAAGCAUGUUGUUUAUAUGGUCAAGAUUUUGCUGUCUCUUCAUCUGUGAUUCCUGCUUUCACCAAACGUGGUGAUGUUAUUGUAGCAGAUGAUCAAGUCUCUUUAGCGGUUCAAAAUGCUUUACAAUUAAGUAGAUCAACAGUUUAUUAUUUUCAACAUAAUAAUAUGGAAUCCUUAGAAGAAUUAUUAGAACAAUUAAAUGAAUCAGAGAAAAAAGAAAAGUUACCUGCUAUACCAAGAAAAUUUAUUGUCACCGAGGGGAUUUUCCAUAAUUCAGGUGAUAUUGCACCUUUACCAGAAUUAGUUCAAUUAAAACAAAAAUAUAAAUAUAGAUUAUUUGUUGAUGAAAUGAUGUCUUUAGGUAUCUUAGGUGCUACAGGCCGUGGGUUGCCAGAACAUUUUAAUAUGGAUCGUUCAACUUCUAUCGAUAUUACAGUUGGAUCUAUGGCUACUGCUUUUGGUUCUUCCGGUGGGUUUGUUCUUGGUGAUACAUUUAUGUCAGAAUAUCAACACAUUGGUUCAAAUGCUUAUUGUUUUAGUGCUUCUUUACCUGCUUAUACUACAACUGUAGUUGAUAAAACUUUACAAAUUAUGGAUAAUGAUAAUUCAAUAGUACAAAAUUUACAAAAAUUAUCACGCAAAAUGUUUUAUUUUUUCAAUUCAAGAGUUCAAUUAAAUGAAUUUUUCAUAUUAAAAUCAUCAGAAUUUUCACCGGUUGUACAUUUAGAAUUAAAAGAAUCAUUUAGAAAUUCGAAAUUUAACUAUACAAGAGAUUCUUUAUUUAGUGAAUUAUUAAAUUUACAAAAACGUAAAAUUUCUGAUGUUUUCAUUGAACCAUAUGAAAAUGAAGAAAUGUUUUUACAAGAAAUUGUGGACGCUAUCUUAGUUAAUCAUAAUAUCUUAAUUUCAAGACAUACUAUUGUCUUAAAACAAGAAACGUUACCAAUUGUUCCUAGUCUCAGAAUCUCAUGCACGGCAGCAAUGACCGAAGAAGAAUUGUUAAACGCUUGUGAAAAUAUCGUUACCACUAUGGUCAGACUAUGUACAGAGUAA